UCUGCCAAAUGGUUGGAUUUCUGGUCGCAAACAGUUUCAAACGCUUGAGUCCAUCAAUGCGAAAAAGAAGAAAAGCACGCUCGGCCGACCGAACCCCGGUCAGCAAAGAAGGCUUUCUUCCGGUGUGUCGCGACGUGAAGUAAACUCGAGUAGAAAUGGCGCCGCGCUACGAAAUGGCUGUGGGCCUCCACAAGGGGCACAGGACCACCAAAAUCCGUACCCUCAAGACUGUUGCUGCAACUGUUGACAAGAGGAACAGGAUGCGCCCUUCCAGAACCAAGGGUCUCCAAACCAAACACACUAAAUUUGUGCGAGACUUGAUCCGUGAGGUUGUUGGCCACGCUCCCUAUGAAAAGAGAGCUAUGGAAUUGUUGAAGGUUUCCAAGGAUAAGAGAGCUCUGAAGUACCUGAAGAGGAGGUUGGGCACCCACAUCCGUGCCAAGAGGAAGCGUGAAGAGCUUUCCAACAUCCUCACCCAGAUGCGUAAACACGCCAAGUAAUCUGUUCUUUUCUAAGCCAUUAAAUCUUCAAAAAAUC
This is a messenger RNA of Frankliniella occidentalis (western flower thrips), 537 nucleotides long. It is a transcript of the gene RpL36, whose product is annotated as 60S ribosomal protein L36. Gene Ontology annotation, cellular component: cytosolic large ribosomal subunit; ribosome. Gene Ontology annotation, molecular function: structural constituent of ribosome. The transcript has 4 exons. Gene Ontology annotation, biological process: cytoplasmic translation. Lineage: Eukaryota; Metazoa; Arthropoda; Insecta; Thysanoptera; Thripidae. The record is from RefSeq and is a predicted model, not a curated record. The coding region runs from base 156 to 500 and encodes 114 amino acids.